AUGACGAGUCGAAGCCUUCGCAAGGACCCGAACAACUCCCUUUCGCGUCGGAAGAGCAACAGACCGGGCUCCAGACCAGGUCCGAAAAUAAGCGAUCGCGUCGAAAUCUGGUGGGAGGCAGACGAGACAUACUAUAGAGGCACCAUCACCCAGCAAUUGAAAGCAAAGUCUUUCCGCAUUCUUUACGAUGACGGCGAGACAGAGGACCUCGAUUUCACCCAAGAGGAUUGGAGGUUUGCGGUGGAUACGUCCGCGCAACCUACGAUUCCCACUCGUCCCUCUAGCGACGUUGGUGUUGUCGAGGUUGUCUUAGACGGUUCUGCUGAUGCCCCAGGAAUGGAGCAUGCUCCUUCCACAGUUGUUCAAGGUAUUCCGCGACAUCCCGCUCUGGGGAAGACCUUAUCUCAGACUGACUAUAGAAAGGGCGACCAUGCGGCUUCCGCGCGUCCUCCUUUCUCUACGGAUCCGGCCAACUCGCCAAAAUCCACAGCGGACUCACGCAAACGCCAUGCCACAUCAGACCGCGAGAAGAAGACGACCACGCCAAAGAAUACUGACAGGACGGCGCCUGUCAUAAAAACAGAGCCUUCAAUCUCGGCGACGCCCUCCAGCUCGAGUAAGAGCCCUUCUGCCAAAGCGCGUGCCAGGCAGAAAUUCGCGCGAGUUCGUAAGGAGGCAAGCAGUGGUUCUGUUUCAAAGGCCAAGCAACGAAAAACUUCGAGUGGCGCCCCAGAGAUUGCUGCACCCGGAGCAAAGGUGAAGGCUCAAGCCCUGACACCGUCUCAGGAGAUGGAUACUUCCGAAGCGACGAAUGGAAGGCGCCCGAUGUCUGCGAAGCAGCUUGCGUCAACUGCACCUGACGAUGUUGGUAAGGUUGUGACACGUGUUGAAAAGGAAGAAAAUCCGUCGAAAAUCGCUGCAGCGGCAAGUUUGCUAGCCAUUUCCAAACCAACACAACCAGCCGACGUGUCCGCUCAACCUUGCAUCGUUGUACCUGAAAAGGGCAGUCGAAAGGAACAUAUGCACUCGUCAAACCAAUCUGACAAAGCGGCCCAGGAAGAAGGGCAAGGAAAGGAUAACCCUAUGGCGGCAUCACUUUCCUCUCACAAGGAGAUACCAAAAGCGACUGGCGCCUCCCUUCCCUCCGAUCUGGGUAACCGUUUCAAUUUGAAGCCCGACGCCACCACCCCGAAAGACCAAUCCGUUGCUCACGAAAAGACAGGUUCAAAGAGCAGACAGGGCCUGGGUACCGCACCAUCCGCCGGAGGGGGUGGUGAGGAUCGCAGAGCUUCUCAGAGCAGCACUGUGUCACCUGCUCAUUGUGUACCCGUGACAUCAUCUCACUCGAUUGUUGAAAGACCUAGCGGAGAAGAAACAGCGCCUCAAGCUAAAUCCACUUUGCUCACUGGAGUUCCCAAGAAUACAUCUUCUACAAUAGUAGAUACAGGCACGAGCAUUAUGAAAGUGACAAGGAAAGAAGACUCGUAUCGCUCCCGCUCCUCGAGCGAGAGGCCAACCACCUCUACUAAUCGUGAGAAGAGAAAGAAACGAAAGAAGGCCUCCUCUGGGUCGAAGAGCAAUGGGCCGGAACGUGUCUCCACGGUGCAUCCUCCCUCAAUGGAUCAGUCCAAUGGAAAGGUUGGUGCACUUCAUCCUCAACCAGAAACUGCUCACACAGCAACAAAGGAUGCCGACCGACGUGAGGUUUCUCGAUUGGAAACAGGGAAGUCGUUGCCACACUCCCUUGAAACUGGCACCGAUGCAGGUGCGCCUGUAAGAGCAAAACUGGCCUUAAAAGGGAAGGCACUUGAUACAGACCAAGGUAAUGCCCUGACGCAUUCCAAAGCCGAAAUUAUUACUCGCGAGGCCGAUCAUAGCACUCAAGCAGCAAAUCACAACCCCGGACAUGCGGCCUCAAAGGUCCUGUCGCAUGCUCGAGCUGCCACAGCACUUCCUGAAAGCCGUCUGCAGACAAAAGUGGCUGAAAAAUCACCUGCGGUAGGAGCCUUGAGUGGAAUCGAAGGAAAUAUGCCUUCCAGAGACAAGCGUCAACGUGGUGAGCAUGGACAUGUCUCACAGUCUACCAAGCGUGCAAGGACUCAAAUUAGCGGCGAUCGCGCUUCCGUACCGAAAACACAAGGGCAUGGCAAAGAUGUACAAGCAGAUUCUAGUGCUGGGCGUCACGAUAUGGCGGAGUUGGGCCGAAUAUUGAAGUCCUCAGUGACUGAGCAACUAGAAACUGUGUCACGAGAUGUCAAGGGAUUGGUUAGCAUGUCUUUGAAGUUCAGGCAGGAUGCUGAAUUUUACAAAGAUGUCGUACAUCGCAGUGUCGUAGAAGAGGGAACUAAGAUGCGAGGAAUGCUACAGGAUUUGCGGGAGGAGCUUUUCACUGCCAUAGAGGACCAGGCCAGGCAGGCAGAGUACAGCAUUACGAGACGAAUUCAUGAAGCCUUUGCAAGUUUUAGUGCCUACGAUCGUGGUAAUGGUCUGGGUUCCACUGAUCAUCACAAUACUUUUGUCGCGCGUCAACCCUCAGCAGCAGGCCGCUCGGUGAACCGUGUUCCGCCGGUUGCACAACAGGCUCUGGGCAGGGGAGAUACGAUCUAUGCAAGCCCUGAUGACCGCAUGGUUAGAAAUAUUCCGAGACCCACUGACCACAUUUCUCGCACUGAGAAUGUUAAUGCUCACAGCGAUUCUCCCACUGCUAUUGCAAAUGUGAACCGAGGUCCGGCUGGAGAUGGCAGGUCGCGGGGCCAAAAUGGCCAUGAGGCUGGCAAGGAGAGCGAGGAUGGUCUCAAAUUGGGCGAAUUGAGGGCGCGGGUCAGUCACCUGGUCGCGCGGCAAGUGACAGUAUGGCUCCUUGAAACUCCUCAUGAAUACAACCCCAGGGACGGAUCCGUCACUGCUUGGGCUCACCGAACAGCAACCUCGACGUUCGAAAAGGUGGCUGUCAGACUCAGCCAGUUCGGUUCGUUUAUGCAAGCGUAUCAGAUUCUGUGCUCGAGCCUUGGAAAUGAUGCUGUGGAGCUGCAAUGGUUUGUAUCGCCUGGAGGGAAUGAACAUUUGCGGCGCGCUCGACGCAACUACGCUGCAUGGGACCCACCGCCAAGUGACGAGGAGUGGACCGCUGAAAUGAGCUUACUGCGAGAAAUCGCGGAGCGGUUUGACCGAGCCAUGGAGAAAUAUAAUCGCAGAGACAAGACCAUGAUUGAGGUGUGCGCGGAAGUUUCGCAGUUAGCCGCAGCGGAUGGGACGGAUGUAGCAUACCAAACAACUAAUGGACGACCGAACUGACUACCUGUAGCGCUAACACCUAACAAUAUUCGACGAUGGCGCGAUGACAUCCGCACAUCAUAUAAUGCAAGUAAAUUUCAAAUCUGAUUUUUAA
Messenger RNA from Chondrus crispus (carragheen), 3388 nucleotides. RefSeq lists its product as hypothetical. Bases 1 to 3294 code for a protein of 1097 amino acids. Lineage: Eukaryota; Rhodophyta; Florideophyceae; Gigartinales; Gigartinaceae. The record is from RefSeq and is a predicted model, not a curated record. The transcript has 2 exons.